AUGGCCACUGGCUCAAAAGAGACAGCGAUGGAGUCCCCAAUGGAUCUUUCAAAGCUCCCCCCGCUACCAAAAGAGCGACUGCCAUUCCUCCAUCGCCUCAACUGUUUCUUCCAGCUCUGGCUGCUCAAAUCUCUCGCCGCCGUCUACUUUCUAUACCUUCGCCUCUUCAAGCCCCCACCACCAAGCACCAGACCAACUCUGACCAAGCGCUAUCCCAGCCGACCAACUCUCGAAGUCCGCAUCUUCUAUCCAAACUCCUACAACCCCGCCAACCGCCAAAACCUCCCCCUCUACCUCAACAUCCACGGCGGCGGCUUCGUAGCAUGCGACGCCAGUGCCGACGACACCUUCUGCAGCGCCUGGUCCAAUCGAACAGGAAUGCUAGUCAUCAGCCUCAACUACCGCAAAGCCCCUCUCCACCCCUUCCCAACACCCACGUUCGACAUUGCUGAAGUAGCCAAGAGCGUGCUAGCGGACUCUUCCCUCCCAAUUGACCAUUCGCGUAUCACUAUCGGCGGCUUCAGCGCAGGUGGAACCCUCGCACUAUCAGCUUCGCAACUCCCCGGUCUCAAAGGUCUGAUUCGAGCAGCGGUGAUAUACUUCCCUAUUGUGGAUUUCAGCCAUCCGCCCAAUGAAAAGCUCGAUUCAAGACCUUAUAAGGCUGAUCCGGUGAUGAAUUCGUUGGAAAAGGCUUCCUGGGCCCUGGACUGGGGGUAUGUUAGUGUAGGGCAGGAUCGGAGAGAUCCGUUGCUUAGCCCGGUGUAUGCGGGGAGGGAUGAGCUGCCGCCAUAUGUGAAUAUGAUUGGGGCGGAGUGGGAUAUGCUUCGGCUGGAGGCACAGGAAAUGAUACAUGGAUUGGCUGGGUUGAAUGAUAGAACUGGGGUUGAGCAGGAAGAGGACUUUGAGGUCGGUAUGUAUAAGUGGACGUUGGCUAGGGGGUGUCCGCAUGCGUUCACUCAUUCGUCGCCGAGGAAGAAGCGAGGCAAUAGUAAGGAGAGGGAGAGGGUUGCACAGGAGAUUUAUGCGCAGGCCCAUGAGUGGUUGAAAAAGUCCCAGGCUUUACCGUAG
Messenger RNA from Penicillium olsonii, 1068 nucleotides. Lineage: Eukaryota; Fungi; Ascomycota; Eurotiomycetes; Eurotiales; Aspergillaceae. The record is from the annotation of a GenBank genome assembly.